Molecule: messenger RNA, 1713 nt
Organism: Aedes aegypti (yellow fever mosquito)
Lineage: Eukaryota; Metazoa; Arthropoda; Insecta; Diptera; Culicidae
Exons: 5
Coding region: 196-1590 (464 amino acids)
Molecular function (GO): protein binding
Source: RefSeq, a predicted model, not a curated record
CCAUGCUGGUACCGGGACCAUAAACUACGCUCCUUUCUUGAAACAGGACCGAGGGUGGAGUGAUUCCUGGUCGAGUCCCCGGUUGCUAGUGUUGGUGCCAUACAGUUUCUCGGAUCAGAUGGUCAGUGGCCAACGCCAAGCAGCCGCAGUAGGCGCAAUGUUCUGUUUACGGUUGAAAUUUCGAGUGAAAGGGCGAUGUUGGAGCUGCAAUGUCUACCGGUGGAGGUCCUGUGUAGCAUAUUCGACAAACUGUCGGGCCGGGAACGGAGGCCACUGCAUUUGGUGUGUCGCAGAUGGUGUGAAAUUUUAGCAACCAAACAUUUCGUAGGAACGCGAACGCUCAAAUUGACUGCCGAUAAUGUAGAUCUCUUGGGACACUGUGAUAAAUUUACGUCCAUCAGUAUUCGCGAUAACGAUUCUAGUCCGAAAUCUGUGAACCGUAGGAUAUUCUUGAACGCACUACGAAGAGCUCUGUUCAGCGAGGAGACAAACGAUCAGCUGGAAGAUUUGACGCUCAAAGAUGCUCAGAGCGAUUUGCUACAGGAGUUGUUCGGGGAAUGCGAUAGUGAAGUGUGUCGAUUGUCCAAUUUGAAAAGUUUGACUAUUUGCUGCUUCGAAUAUUGCGACGUAUCGCAGAUUCGAGCGUGGAACAUCUCCAAACAUCUAACGAAACUGCACAUAACCGUGGGUAAAUCCGAAGAACUACGUCUUAUUGAGUGUGUGGCUGAGCAGCUCGAGGAACUGUUUGUGGAAACCAACAAGUUGCAUCUGAUGCUAGAGUGUUGUAAUGUGACCGGAUUUGAAAAGCUACGGACCCUCAAGUUAAAAUCGGAUUCGUUUUUCCCGGAACGGUUUUCUUGUGCCAGUGAAAUUGGGGAAAACUUCGGAAGAACUCUGAGUCGAUUAAGAAAUCUUGUAAUCGGGUUUCGCCACAACGAUUUUUUGCUCGGGUAUGCACACGUGUUGCGGCACUGCCAAAAGCUUCGAACCCUUUCGAUUCUCGGGGCAGAUUUGUGCAUCGAGGCAUGUAAUGCGAUCGCAAAUUUGCAUUGUUUGAGGAAACUGGAGCUGCUAUUACGCAUCGAAAAAGGACGAGGUUUACGAUCGUGGAAUCUUCAAAGCUUGGAGGUUCUACAUACUUACGUUGAGAACUUGGCACCACUUGGACAACACCUACCAGCACUAAGUACCAUUCGCAUCUCAAAUCACACCAUCAGGGAGGGUCGUUUCAGUGUCAGACCCGUAGAAAGGGCCUAUUUGCAACGAUACUUCACUCACUUCGAAUCAAUCACCAAACUAUUCCUAUACGACGUUUACCUUGAGGAGGACCUUCUCCAGCAGUUUCCCAACAUGGCAGCAGUGAAGGAGAUCAUUCUACGCUGCGUCAGAACGAGUUCCCUCGUGCUGGACAUCAUCUACGAGCGGGCGCCCCGGGUCUUCAAGGUCUACUUCUGGGACUGCUGCUUUCUGGUGAGCCCCCGAGCCAAAAUUCCAUCCUUCGAAGCCCUACGCCUUCUUCUGCCGGGGGCCUGCAUUUCACAUUCCAGCAGCAAGAUCAUUGCCGUGGAUUACGAGCAGAUUCUCUCCUGAUGACUACAUUUCCCUCCGACGACGGAUCUCUUUUUGUCUCCCGUCUGGUAUCUUUUAGCAAUAAAUUUACCUAAUAUCUCCGAUUAUCGAUUCCAAUUCGAUCUUUUACAGAGAGAAAAAAAA